Messenger RNA from Cryptotermes secundus, 4022 nucleotides. It is a transcript of the gene Ankle2, whose product is annotated as ankyrin repeat and LEM domain-containing protein 2. Gene Ontology annotation, cellular component: endoplasmic reticulum. NCBI's taxonomy places the organism in Eukaryota, Metazoa, Arthropoda, Insecta, Blattodea, Kalotermitidae. Gene Ontology annotation, molecular function: protein phosphatase 2A binding. Gene Ontology annotation, biological process: negative regulation of phosphorylation. The coding region runs from base 457 to 3564 and encodes 1035 amino acids. The transcript has 10 exons. The record is from RefSeq and is a predicted model, not a curated record.
GAAAUUUUUGAGUAGCUGCACAAUUGGUGUCUUCUCAACAAGAGUUCAGCUCCAUGAGUGACUAAUGAAUGAGCACCAUCAGAGUAACUGUGGCCAAAUGCAUGAGGUUCAACAUCGGGACACUCAUAGAUGACAGUGAAGUCGGAAGGCGUCACAUGCCUUCAGCGAAUCCAGUGUUCAGUUUAGACACCUACUGGCAAUCGCUGUGUGUGUAUGGUCGUGUAGGUCGUGUACGUGAUAACAAUAAAUUGUAGGAUGGGAAUUGUGUACAAAGAUGGAGGUGUUGUAGAGCUUGUAGAGUAUUGUCUCGGAUGGAUCGCUUUUUUUAUAUGCUUACGUUUAAUUUUAAUUUAACAAAUUGAUUUUAAAAGUUUGAUGUAUCGUAGGGCGAAUUUUAAACAUAGGAUUUUAUACGUACAGGUUGAAGCAGAGCAAAAACAAACUGUAAUAUAGGUUAUGUUGUUCAAGAUGGAGUCCAGCGUGAAUGACGCUUAUGUCAAACAACAUUUAGAAUUUAGUCGUGCAUGUCGAUGCGAUGAUCGUACUUUAGGACAAGGCAGUAGUGACGAAGGUGACCAGUUACUGGCCAAGGGCCAAGAUAUGGGUCCAUCAUCAACUAAGUUGGACGUUGCUGACAGUUGUGAAGGAAUAUUAUAUUAUGCUGUUUACAUACCAAAUGACGCCAACGUCAAUGAAUCCGAUGAAGCUCUGCAUGUCUAUACCGACAAAUCAGAAGCAAUGAAAAUUGUAAAGAAGCACAAAAAAGCAAUGUUUAAAUUGUUUGCAAUAAGAGAGGAGGCUGUGGAAUUUGCAGUUCAUGGAUCUGAAAUUUUACCUUUCACUUCUCCUGGAUUAUCUGAAAAUUUAGAAACCAGCAAUCCUGCAAUAGGAGAAAAGCCAAGUCCUUUCAAAGGACCUAAAGCACAGGAUUUGGUUCGCCUGAGGAAAGUGAUUGAAUGCGGAAAUAUUUGCACAUUUAGAACUACUGUCUGGGAUAAUCCUCGAUAUCUUAUCAGCAGCGGGGAUACACCAGCCAUUCUUCAGGAAGGUUCCCGCUAUAAUGCAUUGCAUGUAGCUGCCAAAGCCAGUAAUGCAGAAAUAUGCAGUCUGAUUCUACAGACAGUUAGCAAUGUUGCAUUUAUACAGCUGCUGUAUGGGGAUGAUGAUUCUGCUAGCUGUCAAGACCGAGCACAUAUCCUAUUGGAUCUGUACCUGAAUACUCCUGAUAAGGCCCUCAAUGAGACUCCACUGCAUUUUGCAGUUAAAUUUGGAGCGGUCCUGGUUGUGGAUGUAUUGGUGUCUUAUCCACAGUGUGAUAAACAUGCAAAAAAUAAAUUUGGACAAACACCAAGAGAUGUUAUCUGUAGUCGUGUUUCUUCUCCAGAUGCAGGUUUAAGACGGGAACUCUCCAAUUUAUUGGCUGACAGGUUCUAUGUUCCUGUACUGAGGUCAGAGGAUAAUUCCAUCCAACCCACUGUGGGCGAACCUUUCUCUCAAGAAUGCCCUCUGGCAUUAAAAGCCGAUCCAGUUAAUCCAAGAAUGGAAAUCUGGGCUUAUGCAGGGCCAAUGAAUCGUGAGAAAGCAGUAGUCUUCCGGAAAAAAUGGAAAACUCCUCCACGGAUGCCUUGGACUCCAACCCACAGCACCAGCAAACAGGCAUAUGUAGGGAGUCCCAGAUGUCAUGCAUUUAGACUGCAAGAUGUUGAGAAAGGAUUGGAGAGAGCUGGCAGGGAUCUGGCUCAGGAAUUCAAGGUUGGCUGGAAUGAGUAUUGGCCAUUUCUUGAUACAUUUACAAAUUUGGCCUCUCCGGAUGGACUUCAAAAACUUGAGGCAUAUCUCAAGAAUAGAUUUCAGGAAGCUGGGCAGAAACGAAACCAUUGUGUUAUUUCAGAUUCAAGCCAUGAGAAAUGUGAGAGCACAAAACAUGCAAUGAAUGGUUAUUCAUUGGUUCCACCAGAACAGAAUGAAAAUCAUUCAAGUGAUGAUGGGACUGUUAGUCCAGUAUCAGAUCUGUGCCUUGCAUUCAAAGCUUGCAGCCUCUCUGAUGACAGUCCAGCUAAACUGCUAGUGCAAAAUGAGACAAAGACAGCAUCAAAUGUGUACAGAUAUCAGAGUGGUGAUGCAGAAGCUGAUGUUGAAGAUGAAGCAUUGUUGAAUGUUUUACUGAAUCCAGGUCUUAGUCCAUUCUUAUAUGUAGAAAAAUCCUGCCAGGUGUUUGGUAAACGAAUUUACGAUGGGCUCACAGUGGCUGGUAACUGUGCACAUAUUGGGGAUUCACUUUCUGACAUGCUUUGUCCAGAAAUUAAACACCUACAAGAUCUUGUCAGAAGUUUUAAGGAUGAUGCCCGAUUUAUAUCUGUUGAUUUUAAUCUUGUUCACUCUCGAAUUGCUGCAGUUGUAGUAGAUAAGCUUGUUGAGCUGGGAAGUGAUGAAUUGGAAUUUCUCACUUCUGGUCUGAAAUCUGUACUUUCCUUAUCAUCUUGUUCCUAUUCCGAUGAAGAGGAUGGUACAAGUGUAAGUUAUCGUAAUACACACAGAUAUGCUGAGGACCAGAGAAAAGCAGGUGGGGAACAUAAUCAGACAAAAUGUAUUGUCAAACUUAUCCUGAGUGCCUUAGAACGAGAAGAAACUGUUAAAGACACAAACAAGAACAAUAGUGCCACAAAGAAUACCCAUGUUCAAACAGAAGAAGAAUGUAUGAGAAUAUGGUCUGAUGCUAUAAAGUGUUCUUGCUUUAGGCGAGAUCAGAAUUUUGUGAGAAAUGCUAGGAAAGGUUCAUCCUUCAAGAGAAGUCAGAAUUUGAGGUAUACAUAUCCUACAAGCAAAGCUAACACCGUAUCAUCAUUGGAUGGAAUUUCAAGACGACUUACUUUUGAUGAUUCCGAGGAGCAGUGUGGUGGUAGAAGAACUGGUGAGAUGGCAGGUCCUUCUCACAAAGAACUCAGUUUCAGAACAGCUAAACAGCGAACACACAGCAGUAAUAAGAAACAGACAUCCACUAUGUUAGAAGUUGACAAGUUACAUGAAGUGGUGAAUAUAUAUUCAAGUAGCCACCUGGACCAUCAUCUGCUGGAAUCAGAUGACAUUUCAGAUGAUGAAGAUGAAUAUUUUACACCACCAUCAACCCCUAGAAAACUCAGCAGUAGUGAAUCACUUGUCUGCUGUGAAGAUGCUAAUUCUGAUGAUGAUGAUGAUACUGCCAAUAUGUCAACGCCAGAUGAAGGACCAGAUGUUUUUAUACAAGGUGACUCACCAUCCAAGUUAGAUGUAGCAGUGAUGCAAGCUCUGGACAGCUCAGCUAUUGGACCACUGGAAUAUCCAAAUAUUUACAGAUGGCGACAUUUGGUUUUGUUGCACUCGGAACAUGAAAGAGCCACGUGGCCCAGUGCUUGUGGUUCAGGGACUAAAGAUCAAUCAAGAACUGUACACUCACCAGAGGAAACUUCAAGACAGUACCAAAGAAAUAUAGAAACUUCCACUCCACCACAGGCCUGGCACAAAAUUACGGGACCAUACUCGCCAUUGAGUUCUCAGCGGUGUGAAAGAAAUAUGGAUUAUGUUUAAAAGAAAUAAUCAAGUGAAUAGCAUAAGUAUAUUGUACAUAAAAUUUUAGUAGUCAAUAUGUUAUCCAACAAGAGUAAAGUGUCCUAUAUCUUUAUGUAGUGAAUUAGUUUUUUACAUGUACAAAGAAUGUAGCUGUUGAACAGUCAGAAAUAUGUAUUCAAGAAUGAGUGCAAAGAGUACUUUAUUAUUUAGGAACCAUAUGAGAAUAUUUUCACAUGAUCUUAAAACUUUUAUUUGUGUAAGAAACAGAAGACUGUCAGUAGGGGAGAAAAUGCAGCCAGUAGCAAGAGUAUUUCUUUAACAAACUUGUUCAAAUGGAUAAUCGAUAUUGUUCAUAAAUUAGACUACAAGCUUCUUGACUGUGUGUUAAGAGGAUUUGUUCAGUUUAUUUUAUGUUGCUUUACUGUAAUUUUACUCUCGACAUCUUUUAUGAUCAAGAUUAUAUUUUAUUUCUGUCA